Messenger RNA from Phragmites australis (common reed), 2046 nucleotides. RefSeq names its product ubiquitin-like-specific protease 1D. Lineage: Eukaryota; Viridiplantae; Streptophyta; Magnoliopsida; Poales; Poaceae. Gene Ontology annotation, biological process: proteolysis. Bases 170 to 1837 code for a protein of 555 amino acids. Gene Ontology annotation, molecular function: cysteine-type peptidase activity. The record is from RefSeq and is a predicted model, not a curated record. The transcript is spliced from 14 exons.
GAGGUCGAAUGCGGCUGGCUCCACACGUCAUAGAGACAGUCUGUCAAGUACCGCUCCUCCCCCUCCGCCCAACUCCCUUCCUCAGCGGCUCAGCCGUGUCCCUGCGCCCCCUUUCUCCCUUGCCUCCUCCUCGGUAGACGCGAAGCGGCGCCGCGCCGCGCCCGCGCGAAUGCCGAUGGUCUCCGGCGGCGAGUCGGGGGCCGGGGACGAGGUGGAGAUGGAGAGGGCUGACGCCGAGGUGCGACAGUUUUCGGAGCAGGAGUUGCAGGACAAGGAGCAGCGCGCGCAGGAUGCGCUCGCCGGCGAAGUCGCCGCCCGCCUCCCCGACCGCGGCAGGAAGCUGCGCGUGUCGCUCGCCGCCAUCCGCCGGGAGCUCGCCCGCCGCGAGGCCCACCGCGUGGCCCCUCGCCCGCACGGCGGCGGCGGGACACGGGUGCAGGAUGACGACGGAUGCGAAAGGAUAGUUCGACCGAGGUGUGCCGAAUCAUCUGGUUUGGCUAGUGACUCCAAUAAAAGUAAAGUAACCAUAGCUGAUUUCCAGUCUUAUUUUGGGAUGGAUAAAAAGACAGGUGCUCACAUAUCUAGUUCGGAAACACGAAGAAGCCCCAACGAGCCUAACACUUUAGUAGAAAAUGAGGGAAAGUUGUGUGAAGAGAAAGAGUCUUGUAAAACCUCUUUACAGCCAACAAAUUCGUCUCAUAGAGAGUUGUGUCUAGACAACUCAAUCAACAUGAAGAAGAUAUCUGCUGAUGAUGCCUCUAAGGACAAUGGCCAUAAUAGGAUGUGGGAACCUUCGUCCACACCUUCUCGUAAAAGGAAAGGAGCUGCUCCAGCUAACUUUUCAAUGCGAUUGAGAUCAAGAAAGGGGGAGGUUGUUCUUCUUGAUGGAGACACAAACCAUCCAGAAGCUGCUGAAGAAACAUCCAAUAACUGGGAUGCAGGGAAACUAUACUAUCCUUCAAGGGACCACCCUAAUUCUGUUGAGAUGUCUACUGAUGACAUAAGAUGUCUCCAGCCUGAAUCAUUGCUAUCCUCACCUAUAAUGAACUUCUAUAUUAUGUAUCUACAGGGACCAAUGUCAUCAAUUAUUAGACCAAGAGGUGAGUAUCACAUUUUCAACACAUACUUCUUUAGCAAACUUGAAGCCCUUACAUCAAAGGAGGACAAGACCACUUGUUUUUUAAAUUUGAGAAGAUGGUGGAAGGGUGUAGAUAUAUUUCAGAAGGCAUAUGUGUUGUUGCCUGUGCAUGCAGAAACACACUGGAGUCUGGUCAUUGUAUGCAUGCCAGCAAAAGAAGAUCAAACGGGUCCCAUCAUACUUCAUUUGGAUUCACUGAAGUUUCAUAGUAGCAGAUUGAUCUUCAAUGUUGUUAGCAGAUUCCUUAAAGAAGAAUGGAACUACCUGAAUGCGAAUGUUUCUUUAGCAGAACUUCCCUUACGAGAAACUGUGUGGAAGAAACUUCCUUGUAAAAUCGAGAAGAAAACAAUCGAGGUGCCGCAGCAGGAGAAUGAUUUUGAUUGUGGCCUGUUUGUGCUUUACUAUAUGCAGCGGUUUAUUCAGGAGGCACCUGAAAGGCUUCAGAAGAAAGACCUUUCUAUGUUUGGCAAAGGGUGGUUCCGACCUGAAGAGCCAUCUCAUCUAAGACUUGAAAUUCGCCGUUUACUUCAGUCGUGUGGGGAAACUGAAUCUAAGAAUGAUGCGACCGAGCCAUCGUGUGCGGAAGCUGAAUCUAACAAUGAUGCAACCAAGCCACCAUCGGAAAACUUGUCAGAAGCAGUUGACGUUACCGCAGAAAAAUUGUCUGCUUCUUUUGAAGAGAACUGUAGAAGUGGUUGAUGCUGCCACGAAAUGCUAACAUCUGACUCUGGAAUUUUUCUGUAGAGGGGACAGAUCGCACUUGUAGACCUUGUAGCCGCUAGGUUGUUGGCUUGUGCUACAUGAAGAGGAAACUUGAGGGUGCAUGUAUAUAAACCUGUAGCUCUUAAUGUGUGGAAAAUACCGUGUAUAGUUCAGUAGCGAAACUGGGUAAAUUUGUCUUCUUUAAA